Miscanthus lutarioriparius is the source of this 1698-nucleotide messenger RNA. The record is from the annotation of a GenBank genome assembly. NCBI's taxonomy places the organism in Eukaryota, Viridiplantae, Streptophyta, Magnoliopsida, Poales, Poaceae.
AUGCCUUACAUGGUCGGCAUCCAUACUAUUAUUGCGCUCCGCACUCAUGGAUGUGCUGGUGUCAGGGGCGGGAAUCCCACUGAACAGUGGGACAAGCAGGCCAUAAAACAGACUUUGGAAGAAGAAGCUAGGAGAUGCCAGUGGCUGGUGCUAUGGCUUGAUUGUGAUAGAGAGGGUGAGAACAUAGCAUAUGAAGUGAUCGAUGUUUGUACAAGUGCCAACAGUCAUCUUAACAUUUGGAGGGCUCGCUUCUCAGCUUUGAUUGACAGGGAAAUACAUGAAUCUGUGCAACAUCUUGGCAGGCCCAACAAGCUGUUUGCAGAUGCUGUGGAUGCAAGACAGGAAAUUGACCUUCGCAUUGGUGCCUCCUUCACAAGGUUUCAAACAAUGCUGUUAAAAGAUGCAUUUGUAAUUAAUGUGACUGGGGAUGAUAGGAAUUUAGUUCUGAGCUAUGGUCCUUGUCAGUUUCCAACCCUAGGAUUCAUUGUUGAGCGUUUCUGGGAGAUUCAAGCUCAUGAACCUGAAGAGUUCUGGACGAUAAAUUGUACUCAUACUUCAGAUGAAGGCACUGCAUCUUUUGGUUGGAUACGUGGUCAUUUGUUUGAUUAUUCAUGUGCUAUUAGUAUCUAUGAAAUGUGUGUUUCAGAACCAAUGGCAACAGUACAAAAUGUUAGGAAUCAAGAGAAACUAAAAUACCCCCCAUAUCCACUAAGUACAGUGGAGCUUCAGAAACGUGCUUCUAGGUACUUUAGAAUGAGUUCAGAGCACACAAUGAAGGCAAUUGUACGUGAACAAGUGAAUCAUCCAGUUUGGGGAGCAUAUGCUCAGCGACUUCUAAAUCCUGAAGCAAGACUUUGGAGAAAUCCCAGUAACGGUGGUCAUGAUGACAAAGCACAUCCUCCUAUUCAUCCAACCAAGUUUUCAGAAGGUGAAAGAAACUGGAGCCCAGACCACACUAAAAAUUAUCUGGAUGUUUAUCGCUUUGACUCAUGGGGUGGAACAUUACUUCCAACAUACAACAUUGGGCAGCAGUUUGUUCCGACAACUUUAACACUUGAUUCUGGAGUGACUCGGCCACCCCCUCUUCUUGCUGAAGCUGACCUUCUUAGCUGUAUGGAUAAAGCAGGAAUUGGCACUGAUGCAACCAUGCAUGAUCACAUAAAGAAGUUGCUUGACCGUUGUUAUGCAACCAAAGAUGAAAACACACGUUUCUCCCCGACAAAUCUUGGUGAGGCAUUGGUGAUGGGUUAUGAUGAAAUGGGGUAUGAGCUCUGGAAGCCUUAUUUAAGAUCAAUGAUGGAAGCUGAUAUGAAAUCAGUUAGCAUGGGUACUAAGAGUAAAUCAGAAGUACUCCAGAGUUGUUUGCAGCAGAUGAAGGCCUGUUUUCUUGAUGCAAGGGUGAACAAAGCAAAACUCCUUGAUGCAAUGGGGACAUUCUUUGCAAGGUCUAAUAGACCUAUAAAUGAAACUCAAAAUCCGGUAGAGGUUGUGAGGCCUUGUGGUGCAUGCAAUGGAUCUGAAAUGGUGCUUAAGCGAAGGGCGACUGGUGAAUUUAUGGUUGGGUGCCGAAGUUAUCCACAAUGUAGAAACGUGGUAUGGCUCCCAGGAUCUCUUUCAGAAGCGGCUGUAACUAAUCAAGUUUGUCCUAUCUGUGCACCAGGCCCUGUUUAUAAGAUUCAAUUCAAGUUCAAAUCGUGA